UUGUCAGGUGUCAUUUUCUCCUUUCGAUGCCAGCCAAAAAGUCAUAGCAAAAUUUCAAGUAUUCAUACAAAAACGUAGAGCAUAAUUCCCCAAAAUUAGUUAUCAGCCGGUGGCAAGAGAUCCUGCAUCCUGCAUCCUGCUUCCUGCAUCCUGCUUCCUGCAUCCUGCUUCCUGCAUCCUGCUUCCUGCAUCCUGUAUCCAAAGUUUCCACUCCAGAAUGUGCAUGCCGUACCUGACCAAGCUCUUCGGCGGUGCCAAUCGUACCGGAGGCGUCACCCCGCUGCCCAGCCUGGCCAAUGUGACCCAGGUCUCCGCGGAUACAGUGCGCACCGCCAGGUCUGCCAAAUCCGGGAAAUCCGGGAAAUCCGGAAAGUCAGCCAGCCGGAGGAACUCCAACACGAAUACGAAUUCGAAUACGAAUGCCAAUGCCAACCAGUCGAGUGAGAGCAGCUUGGAAUCGAACACGGAGCACCCGAUGAUCGUUCGCAACACCUCCGCCUCGGUGGACCCCAUUGUUACACCUGCCGACGACGAGACGAGGACCCGCCGAUCCUGGUGGGGCUACCUCGGCAUGAACAGGAACAAGAAGCCCAGCAUUGAGUCGCUCUAGUGCUCCACCAUUUCCACACCUCGAUCGGAAAUGGAAAACGGAUACGGAUCAUACGGCUGAUCAUAGAAUUUGGGUCGGACUCUCGCAUAAACUAACCAUGAAAAAUGUGAUUUUUAUAAAUCUAUCUAUCCAUCUAUUUGGAUCUCUGAAACCCUCAAACUUAGAGUUAUCAAAUUUCGUAUUUUAACUGCUUAGUGUUUUUUAAAAAGUGGGUAAUUACACAUUAAUCUCAUGUGUCUAAUUCUCAUGGGCUUAGGUAUGAUCCCAGAUC
Molecule: messenger RNA, 881 nt
Organism: Drosophila gunungcola (fruit fly)
Lineage: Eukaryota; Metazoa; Arthropoda; Insecta; Diptera; Drosophilidae
Exons: 1
Coding region: 218-610 (130 amino acids)
Source: RefSeq, a predicted model, not a curated record